Molecule: messenger RNA, 4555 nt
Organism: Procambarus clarkii (red swamp crayfish)
Lineage: Eukaryota; Metazoa; Arthropoda; Malacostraca; Decapoda; Cambaridae
Source: RefSeq, a predicted model, not a curated record
GUUAGUUGAUGUUUGUCUUCGCGCCAAGUUGUCGUUCCCUUGGAUUGUUUUGACGACACUUUGGACAAAUUAACCCCCAGUUGGUUGCAUUCGGUAGUCAGGGUGCUCUAGCGAGCGCGCUCGAGCCUCUGGUCACCUUGAAACUUGAAAAAUGAAGGCUAUACUGAAGUAUAUAGAAGUAGAAAAUUUUAAGUCCUAUCGCGGUUUCUACCAUGUCGGACCUCUCAAGCCCUUUACGGCCGUCAUCGGCCCAAAUGGAUCAGGAAAGUCAAAUUUCAUGGAUGCCAUCUCCUUCGUCAUGGGCGAGAAGACCUCAAGUUUACGAGUCAAACGACUCAGCGAUCUCAUCCAUGGCGCCUCCAUUGGCCAGCCAAUCUCUCGUUCAGCUCAUGUAACAGCAGUCUUUGAGAUGGAAGAUGGCAAGGAGAAGCGGUUUACUCGUUUGGUUCAGGGGUCUUCGUCUGACCAUAAAAUCAAUGGCGAGGUUGUGAGCAGCCAGACAUAUAUGAAGGAGCUGGAGGCUCUCGGGAUCAAUGUCAAGGGCAAGAACUUCUUGGUGUUCCAAGGGGCAGUUGAGUCCAUAGCCAUGAAGAACCCUAAAGAAAGAACAGCGCUCUUUGAAGAAAUUAGUGGUUCUGGAGCAGUGAAGGAGGAAUAUGACCGUCUGAAGGCAGAGAUGCUGAAGGCUGAGGAGGAUACACAGUUCACAUACCAAAAGAAGAAAGGCAUUGCAGCGGAACGAAAAGAAGCCAAACAGGAGAAGGAAGAAGCGGAGAGAUACCAAAGACUGAAGGAUGAGUUGGGAGAAAAACAGAUGGAAAUGCAGCUUUUUCGGCUGUACCACAAUGAAAAAGAGAUUGCCGAGUUUGAAAAGGAAGCGCGAAGAAAACAAGGAGAUCUUGAAAAAGUGGAGAAGAAGAAGGAAAAGGCAGAGGAAGUGCUCAAGGAGAAGAAAAAAGAUCACACGCGAAUAUCUAGAGAAAUGGCCAAAAUGGAGCAGGAUAUCAGAGAGUUGGAAACGGACGUGAACAAGAAGCGGCCAACAUUCAUUAAAGCCAAGGAAAGAGUAACACACAUGCAGAAGAAGGCUGACUCUGCACGCAAGUCCCUUGCACAAGCCAUCAAGGCACACAACGCACAUAUGGAUGAUAUCAGAGAGCUGGAAAGUGAAUUGCAGGAGGUGGAGAAGAAAAGAGCAGAGUUUGAAGAUCAAGUUUCACAGGAUUCUGAGAGUCAGGGUAAAAGUGUCCAGUUAGAAGAAGUACAAGUCAAAGAGUAUCACAAGUUGAAAAAUGCUGCAGCCAGGAAGUCUGCCCAGUACCUGCAAGAAUUGGACUCUAUUAAUCGUGAGCAGAAGUCUGAUCAGGAUCGCCUUGAUAAUGCCCAGCGCCGCACUGCUGAGAUAGAGAACCGACUUCGGCAAAAGGGCCACGAGUUGGAAGAGGCUCAGAAAAGGGUAGAAAAGUUGAUGGACCAUAUCCGACAGUCUGAGACAUCGCUAGAGGAUCAGAAGCGGCUAAGACAGGAACUGGUAUCUGACGUAGGAUAUAGCAAGGAACGAAUCACACAGCUUCAAGAACAACUGGAGAAUGUGACAGAACAGCUGGGCGAUGCUCGAGUUGAUAAACAUGAAGACUCGCGAAGGAAGAAAAAACAGGAAAUUGUGGAGAACUUCAAGCAGCUGUACUCUGGAGUAUAUGACCGCAUGAUCAACAUGUGUCAGCCUAUCCACAAGAGAUACAAUGUUGCUAUCACAAAGGUCCUUGGCAAGUAUAUGGAAGCCAUUGUUGUUGACACUGAGAAGACUGCCCGGCAGUGUGUUCAGUACCUCAAGGACCAGAUGCUUGAUCCUGAAACAUUCCUUCCCUUAGAUUAUAUCCAAGCCAAACCUCUCAAGGAGAGGCUUAGAAACAUUAAGGAUCCAAGAAAUGUCAAGCUUCUGUAUGAUGUUUUGCAGUAUGAUCCGCCCGAGAUCAAACGGGCAGUGUUGUUUGCCACAAAUAAUGCACUAGUUUGUGAGACUCCCGAGGAUGCCUCAAAGGUGGCAUAUGAGAUGGAGGAUGGGCACAGAUACGAUGCUGUGGCUUUGGAUGGUACAUUUUUCUCUAAGUCUGGCAUCAUCUCUGGAGGUAGUUUGGAUCUGGCGAGAAAAGCUAAGAGAUGGGACGAAAAGCAUCUAUCCAACCUAAAAUCAUCGAAGGAGAAGUUGUCAGAAGAACUACGAGAAGCCAUGAAGAAGUCGCGUAAGGAAUCUGAGCUCAACACAGUGGAGUCUCAGGUUCGUGGCAUUGAAACUCGACUUAAGUACUCGAAGACUGACAAGGAAACUACAGAAAAACAGAUUGCCCAGUUGCAGAAAGAACUGGAUAAAUUAAAGGCUGAACUGAAUACAUUUGAACCACAGCUUCAUGACAUAGAAAAAACUAUGUCAGAGCGUGAGGCUCUCAUGAGUGAUGUAAAGGAGAAGAUGAACACUGUAGAAGAUGUUGUUUUCUCUGACUUCUGCAAAUCUAUUGGGGUGACCAAUAUUCGUCAGUAUGAAGAGCGGGAGUUGCAGGCCCAGACCGACCGUGCUAAUCGUCGUUUAGAAUUUGAAAAGCAGAAAAAUCGAAUUUUAAACCAGUUGGAGUUUGAAAAAUCACGAGACACGCAAAGUAAUGUGGCAAGAUGGGAACGUGCUGUUCAAGAUGACGAGGAUGCUCUAGAACAAGCCAAACAGGCAGAACAAAAACAGAUGGGGGAAAUUGACAAGUCUAUGAGAGAUCUGGAAAAGAAACGUUCUGAGAAAUUGGCAAAGAAAUCGGAAUGUGACGAGAUGGAUGACGAUAUUGGCAAGGCGCGCCGAGAAGUGGGAGCUAUUGCCAAAGACAUCCAGAGUAUACAAAAGCAAAUAAAUUCAACUGAACACAAGAUGGAACAGAAGAAAGGAGAAAGACACUCAAUUUUAAAACAGUGCAAGAUGGAUGACAUCUUAGUGCCUAUGACUCGUGGCAACAUGGAAGACAUUGAAAAUGAAGGUCGGGAAGCAGGAGAGUCCACCUUGGAGUACUCCUCUGGGGUCAAUACUCAGGUGAUGUACGAGAAAGAAGCACGUAUUGUAUUGGACUAUUCCUCCCUGUCAGACACCCAGAAGGAGCUGGAUGAUAUUGAUGAUGUUCAUAAAGCUGAGAAGCGUAUGCAAAAACAUAUUAAUGAGCUCAUCAACACCAUACAACGUAUUCAGGCACCCAAUAUGAAAGCAAUGCAGAAGCUUGACCUGGCUAGAGAGAAGCUUCAGGAGACAAAUUCUGAGUUUGACAGUGCCCGCAAGCGUGCCAAGAAGGCCAAGCAGGCAUUUGAGAGAGCUAAGAAGGAUCGUUAUGACCGUUUCAUGGCAUUCUUUGAACAUGUGUCAAAUGAGAUUGAUGGCAUUUAUAAGGCACUUGCCAAAAAUCCAUCUGCUCAAGCUUUCUUGGGACCAGAGAAUCCCGAAGAGCCGUAUUUAGAUGGCAUAAAUUACAACUGCGUUGCACCUGGCAAGAGAUUCCAGCCGAUGUCCAACUUGUCUGGCGGAGAGAAGACCAUUGCUGCGUUGGCACUGCUCUUUGGCAUUCACAGCUAUCAGCCUGCUCCAUUCUUCGUUCUGGAUGAGAUUGAUGCGGCCUUGGACAACACCAACAUUGGCAAGGUGGCAUCCUAUAUUGUGGAGAUGAAGGCUCACUUGCAGACUAUUGUCAUCUCACUUAAAGAAGAGUUUUACCAAAAUGCUGAUGCUCUUGUUGGAAUUUGUCCAGAUCCUGGUGAGUGUUUGAUCAGUAAGGUGUUGACGCUGGACUUGGACAGCUAUCCAGUUCAACGUAACGAAGAUCACAGCGGACCCUUUGCUACUCGAAGCGAAAUGACAGGCAGGAUGACCAGGCACAAAACAGCCAGGUGGUCGGCGCAACCGUAAACCCCCAAUCAUCAACCAAUCAGCUAUGAGGUCUACUUGAACCUAUUGGGAAUGGCUAUCCAUCACAAGUCUUCUGCUGCUCUUAGACAUCAACAGACUGUCUGCACACUAAAGUUGUUUUGUCCAGCUGUUAGAGGUCGACCCACGUACAAGUUGCUGGCAAUUAUCUACAGUUUUGUCCAGCUGUUAGAGGCCAACCCACGUACAAGUUGCUGGCUACUAUCUACAGUUCACAACUUUGUUUCUGCUGGUCACUGAUCACUUAUAUAUAUAUGUAUAUAUAAUCAAUGUCAUACCUAAUAGGCAGAACUGCACUAUUUGCCCUGGUAUGUAAGGUCCAAUUUACCUAACAGACAGAGAGAUUUUAGUUAUUUUGAAAUAUUUCUUUUCAAAUUGGUUUAUUCCAAUUAUUAUUAUUAUACAAUAUAUUAAGAACGUGAAUUAGUGACUUAGUAAUGUUAGGUUAGGUUAGGUAGGUUAGUUUAGGUUUGAUCAAGAUUCUUUGUUAAUAUUAACUCGCGGUAAAUUUUGUUAAUUAUAUAUAGUAUAAUGGAAAGCUUUAUCAUUACAUAAUAAUAUAUAUAAUUUCAGGAAAACUCAAUUUGUUAGCCAACUUGGCCUAUU